GCCAGAUAGAUCUAGAUCGAGACUGCUCAUUCCACUCCCCACCAGCCCGUUCAUCACCUCCUCUGCUGGAGAUGCUUCGCUGACUGGCCGCAUGGCAGCCCCGUCCAGGCACCGCCGUAGCCUACCGCUCCUCGGCUGCAGCCUUCUCCUCGGUCCUGCCCGACGCGCUCGACCGGAGCUCCAACGCCUAAGCCAGCAACGCCACCGCCGUCAGGGCCUCCUCUCCGACCUACGCUCCUGCGUCUCCCAGAGGGCGCUGGGCGGCGGAGGCGCGGGGGCGGUGAAGCGGAAUGAAGGGCGGGGGAAGCUGCUCCCCAGGGACCGCAUCAACUGCCUGCUUGACCCUGGGGCCUCCUUCCUCGAGCUCUCUCUGGUCAGCCAUCGAUGUCACAUAGACCCCUUCUCCUUCAGGUUGUACUAGUAGCAGCGGCAAAAGUACAAGAAGGGCUUCAGAUUUCUCAUUUGUGCAAAGAAUAAGUUCAUUCAAUCUAGUAAGUGAUUACGCAACCAGGUUUACUUUACUCAAGUUCAGUUUUUGUCGUGCUGCUGCACCGAGAUUUCCCCUUGACAAUUUUUUGUUGUAUCCUUGAUUAAUGCUGCAGGGAUUAAUUCCCACAUCUGUCUAAAGGUGUCCACCAACGUACUUAGGUGAAAAUAUUGAGUUUUUUGCGCAAGUGAGGAGAUUCUAUGAGACGGAGGCGUGCGCCCGUGCUAUAUGUGAGCGAUGGAGGCGUUGGAUGUGGAACAGCGGACCUGGAGUGCGGCCCAAGCGGCGGAUCUAGAGCGAUGCCGGAGCAGCAGAGCACCGGACCAACGGAGUGGCGUCGUCGUCCUGAUGGUGCCCCCACCUUGGUAGCGUGGGCCCUGCCCCGCCAUGCCACGGCGUCGUCAUCCUCAUGGUAAUCUCCUUGUCGUCCAUCCAUCCAUCCAACACCGUAGUUGAUUUGUUAAUCUUGCACGUCUUUGUUAAUCUUCUCGUGAAGCUUCUGUAGCUUCUGUUACUCCAACUUCUGUAGCUUAGUCAUGAAUGUGCAGCUUCGCCAAGGCCAACCUUUGUUAGUCAUGAAUCAUCCUUUGAAAUAGCUUGUUGAUUUUCUGUAGCUUUGUUAAUCUUACAGUUCCCUUGCUACUACUGCUAACCUAUAACACUGGAUUUAGUGAAAUCAAGUUGUACUCCUAAUUCUGAAACAA
Messenger RNA from Triticum aestivum (bread wheat), 1191 nucleotides. Its product is annotated as methylcrotonoyl-CoA carboxylase beta chain, mitochondrial-like. Lineage: Eukaryota; Viridiplantae; Streptophyta; Magnoliopsida; Poales; Poaceae. The coding region runs from base 92 to 421 and encodes 109 amino acids. The transcript has 3 exons. The record is from RefSeq and is a predicted model, not a curated record.